Molecule: messenger RNA, 1291 nt
Organism: Ipomoea nil (Japanese morning glory)
Lineage: Eukaryota; Viridiplantae; Streptophyta; Magnoliopsida; Solanales; Convolvulaceae
Product: FAD-dependent urate hydroxylase-like
Exons: 6
Coding region: 28-1251 (407 amino acids)
Molecular function (GO): FAD binding
Source: RefSeq, a predicted model, not a curated record
GAGUGAGAGAGAAAGAGAAAGAGAGAGAUGGAGUCAACAGAUUCAAAGCAUGAGAUAGUAAUAGUCGGCGGCGGCAUUUGCGGCCUUGCCACCGCCCUUGCCCUCCACAGGAAAGGAUUGAAAAGUAUAGUGUUAGAAAGAUCGAAGAUACUGCGAUCAGAAGGCGGAGGGAUUGGGGUCUUACCAAAUGGUUGGAGGGCAUUGGAUCAACUUGGUAUCGGGUCCCACCUUAGAACUGUGGCUCUUCCACUCCAACGGGGACGAGAUAUAUUUCUUGGCGAAGAUAAAGAACAAAAGAUAGAAUACGUGAGUGGUGACGUUCGUUGCAUGGCAAGGAAUGAUCUUAUAAGAAGUUUAGCUGAUGCCUUGCCGGCAGGGACUAUACGGUUUGGAUGUGAGGUUUCUUCCGUUGACUAUGACUCUGUUACUAAAUUCACACGUCUUCUACUUUCUAAUGGGAGCUACAUUGAAGCUGAGAUUCUAAUUGGAUGUGACGGAGGAAGGUCAAUAGUUGCGGAGUUGUUGGGGUUAAAGCCUGCAAAGGAGUUUGGAGUUGUUGCAACAAGGGGCUUGACUACCUAUCCAAAUGCUCACUCAUUGCCCAUAGAAUUUCACCGCCAUUUUAAAGGAGAUGUUAGAGUUGGGAUACUUCCCAUUUCUCAUGACUUGGUCCAUUGGUUUGUAACCUUUCCCACACGCCAAUUAACAGGAGAAAAGUUCCCACGUGAUGAGAAUGCAAUUAAGCAAAUGGUGAUAGAGAACAUAGAGAAGCUCCAAGAUUUACCGGCAAAGGUGAAAGAGGUAAUACACUUGUCGGAGCCGGAGUCUCUUUCCUUUUCGCACUUGAAAUACCGCCCGCCGGGGGAAUUGCUCCUCGGGAGGCUACGCAAAGGGACGGUGACGGUCGCCGGCGACGCCAUGCACGUGAUGGGCCCUUUCCUCGGCCAAGGCGGCUGCUCCUCCCUAGAAGACGCUGUGGUGCUCGCCCGAUGCCUCGGAUCGGCGGCGGCGGUGAAGAAUAACGUUGAUGGGAUCGAAAAGGAGGAAAGAAGUGCGAGAAUCGAGGAAGCUCUGGAGAAGUACGUGAAGGAGAGGAGAAUGCGGGUGGCGCAGCUGUCCAUGCAUACUUAUCUCAUUGGCGCCUCCAUGGCGGCCACAUCGAAGCUCGCAAAGAUGGCUUUUGGUGGCGCCAUGGCUCUUUUCUUUAGGAACGGGGCCGCUCAAAAUGAAUAUGAUUGUGGUCAACUUUGACCGGUACCAGAAAUGAUUGAGUUGAUCCGUCUCACCCUUA